AUGGCAGAAACUGGUGAAAAUGAAACGGAGAGUGAUUUGUCGGCGUUGUUGGAUAGUGCUUUGGCAGAUUUUGGUCGUACUCGUAACACGGAUGAUGAAUUGGAUUCGAUGAUGGAUGCAAUGGAUCAACAAGCCGUGCGGAAGGCGGUUCAGAAAUUUGAUGAUGCAAUGAAGACGCUUCAAGAAUCCAACAGUUAUUCGAAUUCAUCUGAAGUAGCACAAAUGACCGACGAUGAGCGUAAAGCUGCUGAGAAUUUCCAAAAUAUGCUUAAAACAUUGAUUGAAGCUGAACAAAAAACGCUGACCGAACAUUCAUCAAAUGAGAAUAGCCAAGAUAGUUAUGAUCGGACUAGUGCUGAAGCUUUUAUCGGGCAAUUGAAAGCGAGUUUUUUUAAGUUGUUAAAGCAGGAUCCAGCUAAUAUAGAGGACGAAUCACAGUAUAAAACUCUAAUAAAUCUUAUUCAAACAUUCUUUUCAAAAGAUUUGAUGUAUCCGCCUCUGAAGCAGCUACUAGAAAGAUUUCCCAAUUACAUAGCAGAACACAGUGAGUUGGAUGCGGAAACGAAACUUCGCUAUGAGAAACAGAUAAAUGUUAUAGAACAUGUGUGUAUGGAAUAUGAGAAAGAUGAAAGCGAAGAUUUGGAAGAAAUGAAGCGGCGAUUUGAUACUAUUACCACAUUAAUGUUGGAAUUGCAAUCAUAUGGAUAUCCCCCCGAAGAAUUGGUGGGCGAAGCUCCCCCUGGCUGGGUUACAGAUCCUCAAACUGGUUUACCAAAAGUGGAUGAUAUAUCAAAAGCUUCCGAAGCUUGCUCACUUAUGUAG
This is a messenger RNA of Acanthocheilonema viteae, 822 nucleotides long. The record is from the annotation of a GenBank genome assembly. Lineage: Eukaryota; Metazoa; Nematoda; Chromadorea; Rhabditida; Onchocercidae.